GGUGGUCGAGAGCGGUGUUGCUUUCGGGAAUCGGGUUGCUGCGCGAGAGGGAAGAAGGGCGCUGCCGCGAAGAAGGCGCUUGGAAAGUCCGUAGGGGCGAGUGGGCCUCCUGCCCUAGAUUCUUUCCUAGGUCAGCAUGUGGAAGCUGGUCCCAGUCGUCGAGCCCGGUGCAGAACAGUCACAUCGACUUUUAGUCGGCGUAGAGUACCUUGUUGGGCGCAAGAAUUGUGCAAUUUUAAUUCAAGAUGAUCAGUCCAUCAGCCGGAGUCAUGCCCUUCUUUCUGUUAGUCAUUCUCAAACGAACCUUAGUAAAUCGCCUACCCUUCCUCUCUUAACAUUAAAAGACACCUCUAAAUAUGGUACCUUUGUUAAUGAAGAAAAACUACCAAAUGGCACUUCUAAAACCUUGAAAUCUGGUGAUAGAGUCACUUUUGGAGUCUUUGAAAGCAAGUUUAGAGCAGAAUAUGAGCCUUUGGUUGUGUGCUCUUCAUGCUUAGAUGUCUCACGGAAAAGUGUGCUAAAUCAAAAUAUUCUUCAGUUGGGAGGCCGUGUAACAAAUGAAUGGGAAGAAGUGUGUACUCAUCUUGCUAUGACCUCAGUCAAAGUAACUGUGAAGACAAUAUGUGCAUUGGUUUGUGGUCGACCAAUUAUAAAGCCUGAGUUUUUUGCUGAAUUAAUCAAAGCCAUUCAGGCCAAGCAACAGUUACCUAAGCCUGAAAGCUUUUAUCCUCCAAUUGAUGAGCCAAGUAUUAAGGGUGAAAAAAUAGAUCUGGCUGUAUGUCCUGCAAGAAAAACAAUCUUCAGAGGAAAAACAUUUGCCUUUCUUACUGCUAAGCAGCAUGCAAAACUGAGCCCAGCAGUUAAACUUGGAGGAGGAGAAGCAAAGCUGAUGACAGAGGGAGCAGUAGAUGCUGCUGCUUUGGCCGCUCCUGAUGUUUGUGUUAUUGAUUUAGGAUUCACAAACUCUCAAGCAUCCAUCUCUGACUCGGAAAGGGAGUGGAUUGACACCAUCAUAGCUGUCUUGCAAAGGAGGAAAUAUAGGACAAUUUCAGAAGCAGAAAUUGGUUUAGCCGUUAUCUUUGCAUCCACAGAAAGAUAUUGUAAUCCUCAAACUCAGCUUGAUGCAGGAGCAAAAUCUGCUACAUCAGCAUCAGCUGUUCCAGGACCAAGUCUUUCUCAGACUGCAGUAGUAGAUGAGACCAUCAUGCCAGGCAUCACAGAUUACAUCGCAGCAUAUGUCUCUGACACAGAGACCAAAGAGCAGAUGGAUACAUGUAUGGAAACAGCAGGAAAGAAGAGAACUAAAGUAACUCCAGUGAAGGAACAAAGAGGCAAAACACAUUUGCAAGAUAUGACAGUAAAUGAGACUCCAUCAGUUUCUGGCACUGCAAGCACGGGGGGAGCAUUAUCCAGGUUGAACAGAAAGUCAGGAAUUGGCCAGAGCAGCCAAGCACAUUUGCCUUCUAAAAAUCUAGGAUAUGGCAGAAAUCAAGACAGAAGUUCACAGCCACAAUCUAAUUCAAUUAAAAACUACUUCCAGCCAGCGACUAAAAAAAGGGAAAGGAUAGAGGAUGGAGAAACAUCAAUAUCUAAAUAUGCAAAGAUAGAGGAAAAGCCACCCCAGUCUUCUGAUCAUACUCAACCCGUACCUUCUUUGCUGUGGGAAAACACAGCAGAGAGCUCUCAAAAAGGGCAGUGUUCCAUUGACCAGAAAAAAAGCCAGUCUUUUACAGACACAAGCAAAAAGUCUGUCACAGAGAACUACAAAUUAGAAACAAUUGCCAGUGAAAACAUUCAUGCAGGAAAGUCUGCAUCACAAAAGAGAAAAGAGCUGGAUGACUUUGUGGAAGAUUCCGCUUCAUUAGAGCUUGUAUUUGAGAGCAAAGAGCUUGACUGGGAAGUGGACACACGAGAUUGUGGUAAAGAAAGUACUUGUGAUGUCAGGAAAAAACGGAAAUUGGAAACUAAAGGAGAUGAUCUUCAAGAAGGGAAUACAGGAAAUGAGGCCAAGAGCAUUUUGAAUCUUGAUAAAUGUGCAAGUGACUCUAGCAAUCCUCCCAGCAGGCUUUUGCUGACUGAAUUUCGGUCGCUUGUUGUUAGUCAGCCAAAGAAAGAUGGUUGUUUUACUACAAAACCAGAUUAUGGUCAUCUAAACAACUUUAAAAAAUUUAAAAAGACAGCUUACCCUGGAGCAGGACAGCUUCCACACAUUAUUGGAGGAUCAGAUCUUGUAGCUCAUAAUGCUAGAAGGGAUUCUGAAAUGGAAAUGUGGUUGAAACAAGAAAUGGAGGAACAAAAUCGCCAUGCGAGAGAAGAGUCUCUUGCUGAUGACCUCUUCAGAUAUGACCCCCAUACAAGAAGAAGAUAGUUGUGUCUUGAAUUAGACCUACAGCAGAAAAGAAUUUCUUUUAGCCUGCUUGCUGGCAAUACAUUGUAACAUCAGAGAGUUAGUUUCAGAUUUCAUAUCUUCUGAAAACCUGAUUUUCACGAAGAAGAGAUUGUGUUUCUGGCUGCAAGACAUGACAGUGCUUCAGAUCACUUAUACCAUAUAACAAUGCCUUCAAAAUUUCAGUUUCAAACUGCAUUUUUAGAAUUAUUAUUCUAUAUGGUUUUAUAAAAAGGACAUUAGUAGAAGAUCAGUUUCUUUUAAAAUUGACAAAAAGCUUGUUUUUGUGCUUUAGGAUAGAGUAUGGCAUACUAAAAUGUGGACUACCAAGUUUGUAGGAAAAUCUGAUGUGUAGUUUGUAUUAUGGGCCUCAAUAUUGCUGAUUUCUGCACCAUUUUGCAUACCUCAAAUUGACUGGGGUCAAUUACUAAAUUAAACUUUGUCUCUAAAUUGA
This is a messenger RNA of Hemicordylus capensis (graceful crag lizard), 2840 nucleotides long. RefSeq names its product nibrin (gene NBN). Gene Ontology annotation, cellular component: nucleus; Mre11 complex. Bases 137 to 2368 code for a protein of 743 amino acids. Gene Ontology annotation, molecular function: protein binding; damaged DNA binding. Gene Ontology annotation, biological process: telomere maintenance; double-strand break repair via homologous recombination; mitotic G2 DNA damage checkpoint signaling. The transcript has 15 exons. The record is from RefSeq and is a predicted model, not a curated record. NCBI's taxonomy places the organism in Eukaryota, Metazoa, Chordata, Lepidosauria, Squamata, Cordylidae.